This is a messenger RNA of Kalmanozyma brasiliensis GHG001, 3249 nucleotides long. Its product is annotated as Oligopeptide transporter, OPT superfamily. The transcript has a single exon. Bases 1 to 3249 code for a protein of 1082 amino acids. NCBI's taxonomy places the organism in Eukaryota, Fungi, Basidiomycota, Ustilaginomycetes, Ustilaginales. The record is from RefSeq and is a predicted model, not a curated record. Gene Ontology annotation, biological process: transmembrane transport. Gene Ontology annotation, molecular function: oligopeptide transmembrane transporter activity.
AUGAGCUCUGCUAGACCCACAACAGGUCGGCCAACAACCGGUCGCCCCACCACCGGCAGGCCCACCACAGGUCGUCGUCCAGGCACACGUGGUGGCACCGCCAACCCAAGGCCCCCUACACAAGGUCAAGGCGCCUAUGAGGGCGAGACUUAUAUAGAGGAAGAGGAAUGGGACGAAGAAGACGAAGAGGAGUACGAAUCCGAAGACGAUGGAGAUGUGUUUGCCUUCGUUCUUCCCGACCUUGGUCCCGCGCCCGAGCUGCAGCACAACCCUCUCGACCCUUCCAUAGACAAUCAGAAUCGUCAGCAGGCUUCCCAGCAAGACCCUCCCACACAACAGCAUCUCGCCUCUGCGGGUCCAGCUGCGGAUCCCAACGAGACCUACUACUAUGAUGAAGCCACGGGCGCCGUCUAUGACUCGCAAGGACGUCUCGUCGACGUUUCCGGUCAGAGCCUCGCCUUGCCAGCAUCAGGAGUACCCUCCCAACACCAGGGCUUGGCAGCCGAGUCCGACUUGAAUGGCGUCGAGUUUCAACGCCCCACCGGCCCACCCGUCGUCGACCUCACUCAAGCCCUCAAUCCCAUGGGCUCGCCCGACAACCGCUCGUACGACUCCAGCAGCACCUUCGUUCGUGGUAUCAAUGGUCAGCCGCUCGACCAUGCUCGCUCCGUCGCCGUCUUCUCUUCCAUGGAUGCGUUGCCUGAAGCCGACUCGCAACCCGUCAGUCGCAGCGGCAACUCGGAGAUGCGCACCUCUCUCCCCCACGGCACCCGCGACAUUGGCACCACCGCUAGCGGCGGCAUCUCGCUCGACCAGCGCAUCCCCGCCCAAGGCAUCCGACAAAGUGCGCAGAUCGACACCUACUCCUCAUCCGUACCUGAACUGCGUCGCACGCCCGAAAGCCCCGGCAGCACCGACGAGAACAAGUUCCCUCUCGAUUCCGCCGAGUUCGCCUUCGACGAUGCCUACAAGGACGAAUUCCACAUGUCCGACUACGGCCAGAGCCAAGGUCUGUCCCAUCCUACAUCGGAAGAUGCCGAAGUCGGUGCGAGGGGCGUUCGCAUGGUCGAGCUCGAGAUGGAGAUGGAGGAAGACUCGCCCUAUCCAGAAGUGCGUGCCUCCGUGUCCAACAUCGACGACACCGAGAUGCCGGUCAACACGAUCCGAAUGUGGUUCACCUCAUUCCUCCUCACCAUCCUCGCUUCGGGUGCCAACAUGUUCUUCUCGCUCCGCUACCCGGCUCCUACCUUCAACACCACCGUCGUCUUGCUAGUAGCCUACCCCAUGGGCAAGUUCUUCGCCGCUGUGCUGCCGUACCGCAUCUGGACGUUGCCGCGCUGGCUCGGCGGCGUCUCGUUCUCGCUCAACCCAGGCAUCUACAACAUCAAGGAACACACGCUCACCACCAUCAUGGCCAACAUCUCCAUCAUCACCGCCUACUCGAUGAGCGUCAUCAUCGCCGACGAGUCGGUGCAGUACUACAACCAGCCACGUGCCUUUGGCUUUGACGUCCUGCUCAUGCUCAGCACGCAGACCAUCGGUUUUGGUCUCGCGGGCAUGUGUCGUCGCUUCCUCGUCUGGCCCGCUAGCAUGAUCUGGCCGCAGAACCUCGUCGCCGCUACGAUCCUCAACACGCUGCACGCCGAGGAGGAGUCGGACGGCACCAUGACGCGCUUCCGCUUCUUCACUGUCUGCUCCAUCGGCGCGUUCGUGCUCUACUGGAUCCCUGGCUAUCUGUUCCUGUCGCUGUCGGUGUUCAACUGGGUCUGUUGGAUCUUCCCUUCCAACCAACCGGUCAAUUUGGUCUUUGGCACGAUCUCGGGUUUGGGCAUGUCGGUGCUCACCCCCGAUUGGACGCAGAUCAGCUACAUCGGCUCGCCGCUCAUCACGCCCUGGUGGGCCGAGUGCAACGUCUUCGCUGGCUUCGUCAUGUUCAUCUGGGUCGCUGCGCCGAUCAUGUGGUUCAAGAACGCGUGGUAUCAGGCGUACCUCCCCUUCAACACGGGUCAGUCCUUCGACAGGUACGGUCAGCCGUACGAGAUUAGCCGUGUCAUUCCUAACGGUUCGGAUCUGGAUCAGCAGGCGUACGAGGAGUAUUCUCCCCUCUACCUCUCGACGACCCUCGCGCUGGUCUACACGACCGGAUUUGCGAUGCUGACCAGCGUUCUGACGCACACGGUGCUGUACCACGGCAAGGCGUUGAAGAAGGGCAUCCUGCGCGUUCGCACCGAGGAGGACGACGUGCACGCCAAGUUCAUGCGUCACUAUCCCGAGACGCCCGACUGGUGGUAUGCCGUCAUGUUUGUCAUUGCGCUCGUCUUUGGUAUCGUCAUGGCGCGCGUCUACCAUACGGACCUGCCGAUCUGGGGGGUGUUCCUCUCGAUCCUCAUUCCGACCAUCUACAUCCUCCCCGCCGGGUUUGUGUAUGCCAUGACGGGCCAGGCGAUCGGCACCAACCUGAUUGGCGAACUGCUCGUCGGCUACAUGCUACCCGGGAAACCGCUGCCGAACAUGAUCUUCAAGGCGUACGCCAUGCAGGGGUUGUUCGGCGGUCUCGGGUUCGUACAGGACCUCAAGCUGGGACAUUACAUGAAGAUCCCGCCUCGGUUGACGUUCAUGGCGCAGCUGAGCGGGGUGAUCGUGGCAUGCUUUGUUCAGCUCGGCGUCAAGCAGUGGAUGUUUGCCAACAUCACCGAUCUGUGCAGUCCGGAUCAGGCGAACAGUUUUACCUGUCCGUCGAUCCGGGUGUUCUACACGGCCUCGUUGAUUUGGGGUGCCAUUGGACCGGCACGCAUGUUCGGGUCGACGAGCAUGUAUCGUGCCAUGUACUGGGCGAUGUUGUUCGGAGCGCUGAUACCGAUCCCGUUCUACCUGCUUGCACGACGUUACCCGCGUUCGUGGAUCCGUUACGUCUCCUGGCCAGUCAUCUUCGCCGGUGUCUCGUUCAUCCCCCCCGCCAGUGGUCUCAACUACACCUCCUGGUUCGCUGCCGGGUUUGUGUUUCAGUACCUCGUACGCAAGUACAACUUCCGUUGGUGGUCCAAGUACAAUUUCGUCCUUGCGGCAGCGAUGGAUAGCGGCACGAUUGUGUCUAGCAUUUUGAUCUUCUUCGCGCUGAUCUUGCCGAAGAAUGGGGCGGUGACGCUGAAUUGGUGGGGAAACGAGGUCGCGGGGAAUAAUCUGGAUGCUGCGGGUCUGGCGCUGAUGCAACCUCCCGAGGGCGGGUUUGGUGGUCCGGCUAGGUUUUGA